ACACCAAAAAAAAAAAAAACCGUCAAUGCGCGAGGAAAUCUUUUUAUAGCAAUCCAAAUGAAGAAAAAAGUCUAACUUUUUAAAUUUAAUCAAUACGAACAGUUAUGAGUGAAGAAAAGAGUGUUGAAGAGUACAGAUUGAAUGCUGACGAAGAGCUUCGGUUUGAGGUGGAGGCUAAUGCCUCAGUACAAAUGGAGCUGCUGGAGGGAAUGGCAGAGGUAUUUGGAUCAGAACUGACCAAAGGAAAGAUUUACAACUUCGACCAGGGAGCAAAAGUAGCGGUCUUCACCUGGCAUGGCUGUCUUAUCAAGCUGCAAGGCAGAACAGAGGUAGCAUAUGUUGCCAAGGAAACUCCCAUGGUGAUGUACAUAAAUACCCAUGCUGCACUAGAACAAAUGAGAGAAAAGGCUGAAAGUGAUAAUACCCGAGGACCAAGGGUGAUGAUAGUUGGGCCCACUGAUGUAGGAAAGAGUACGCUGUCUCGCCUCUUGCUGAACUACUCAGCCCGCCUUGGAAGAGCACCGAUAUUUGUUGACCUGGAUGUUGGACAGGGUCAGGUGUCCAUACCUGGAACAGUGGGUGCAGUCGUGGUUGAACGACCUGCUGAUGUGGAGGAAGGGUUCCACCUAAAUGCCCCCUUGGUUUUCCACUAUGGUCAUACAUCCCCCUCCACAAAUCCCCAGCUUUACAAACUCCUGGUAUCAAGGAUGGCAGAGGUCACCAAUAUGAAGUGUGACAAACAGCGCAAAGUCAGUAUUAGUGGAGUGAUCAUUAACACAGGGGGGUGGAUCAAAGGUGGUGGAUAUGAUUCUCUAAAGCAUGCAGCAGGUUCUUUUGAAGUGGAUGUGAUUAUUGUCCUAGACCAAGAAAGAUUGUAUAAUGAACUGAAGCGUGACAUGCCUGACUUUGUCAAGGUCAUACUACUGCCAAAAUCCGGAGGGGUGGUGGAGAGAAACCAGCAUCAAAGAUCCGAGGCCCGAGACGUCAGGAUCCGGGAAUAUUUCUACGGAGUAAAGGUCAAUGGGAAAGACAGCUUCUUCCCCCAUCCUAUGGACAUUCCUUUCAGCUCUGUGAAGCUGUAUAAAAUUGGAGCUCCUGCCCUGCCAGAUGCCUGUCUGCCUCUGGGAAUGAAGGCACAGGACAACAAACUUAAAUUGGUCCCCAUCAGACCAGGAAUCAAUAUUCUACACCAUGUGUUCAGUGUUAGCUCAGCCUCCAGUAUAGAGGAUAAUGUGAUCGAGUCCAACGUCUUAGGCCAUGUUGUCAUAUCAGGGUUGGACACAGAAAAAGAAACCUUCAACAUAUUAUCACCCUCUCAGAACCCUCUUCCCAAUGAUAUCCUGCUGAUUUUAGACUUACAGUUUAUGGAUAUUGAAAUCUAGAAAAAAAAUCUAAGAAUGUUUUUAUAAGUGUUUUACUCAGUUCGUGAUUGGAAGGAUAUUUUAAGGUUUUUGGUUGUUUGAUUUGCUUAUGACAAAAUGAGCAAAGGAUACUACAGUGAUAUCCCUCACUUGAUAAAAACAUGGAGGAAAAUCAGAAAGAAGAGGUGAAAAAAGAAUAAGCAGCUAUGGCUACCAGGAGGAAAAGCAGGCAUGUGGAUUUAACCUAGUAGAGUAUCUGCAGUGAAAAAGUUUUAUACAUGUAACUGAUAAAGUAUUCACAGGACUAAUGAUUAUUGUUUUAACUGGUAAAAUAUGUGCAGUGACAAGUUUUUAACUGAGCAGAUAUCUGAUUUAUAUAAUACUUUAUGUAUUUGUGUUCAUUAUCAAUACAAUUUAUAAAUCACUGA
Messenger RNA from Saccostrea echinata, 1789 nucleotides. Its product is annotated as polyribonucleotide 5'-hydroxyl-kinase Clp1-like. Gene Ontology annotation, cellular component: mRNA cleavage factor complex; nucleus. The transcript has 12 exons. Lineage: Eukaryota; Metazoa; Mollusca; Bivalvia; Ostreida; Ostreidae. The coding region runs from base 105 to 1382 and encodes 425 amino acids. The record is from RefSeq and is a predicted model, not a curated record. Gene Ontology annotation, molecular function: polynucleotide 5'-hydroxyl-kinase activity. Gene Ontology annotation, biological process: tRNA splicing, via endonucleolytic cleavage and ligation.